Molecule: messenger RNA, 2064 nt
Organism: Spodoptera frugiperda (fall armyworm)
Lineage: Eukaryota; Metazoa; Arthropoda; Insecta; Lepidoptera; Noctuidae
Product: transmembrane protease serine 9-like
Exons: 11
Coding region: 15-1859 (614 amino acids)
Biological process (GO): proteolysis
Molecular function (GO): serine-type endopeptidase activity
Source: RefSeq, a predicted model, not a curated record
GGUAUAAAAAGUUUAUGAUAUUGCCAUUAGUUGAAAUUUUCCUCACGAUGAAGUUCCUAGUUGCACUUUUUGUUUUUGGCGCUAUCGUUCACGCUGAAGAUGUGCAGUUUUCUGGGCUGAGUCCUGCUUACGGCUACAUACAAAAAAUAGGGAUUCCAGAAGCUGAGAGGAUUCGAAAGGCUGAACAAUUAGGAGCAUCAAGGAUUAUUGGAGGUGUGCCAGCUGCUCUUGGACAAUACCCGUUCCAGGCUGGAAUUCUUGGUGACGUCACUGUUGCGGGUAACCCAGCUACUAGCGUUUGUGGUGGAUCCCUUAUAUCACCCAGUCGGGUUCUAACAGCGGCUCACUGUUGGUUUGACGGUCAAGUACAAGCAUGGCGACUUACAGUAGUUCUUGGUUCCGUUCUACUGUUCACCGGUGGUACCAGAAUACAGACCAGUGCAGUUGCUUCUCAUCCCAACUUCAACCCAUCUCUUGCACGCAAUGACGUAGCUGUUGUUUAUUUCUCUAGCUCUGUACCUUUGUCAGCCAAUAUUGCACCGGUCGCUCUGCCCAGUGGAUCUCAACUUUUCGAGGCCUUUGUGGGAGAAAGGGCUAUUGCUGUUGGUUUUGGUAUUACCAGUAAUGAUGGUAGUAUUAGCUCAAACCAGAAUCUAAACCACGUCAGUUUGAGUGUGAUUUCAAACAGUGAGUGCAACUGGGCCUUCCCUCUCGUUCUACACUCUUCUAACAUCUGCACCAGUGGACUCGGCACUGUAGGAAUUUGUGGAGGAGAUAGUGGUGGACCUCUUGUCAUCAACAGGGAUAACCAACAAGUAUUGAUUGGUGUUACAUCAUUCCGCCACGGACUUGGCUGUGACAGUAAUAUGCCCAGUGCUUACGCACGUGUCACUUCGUUUAUGGAUUUCAUCAACAAUCAUAUUAGUAGUUCUGUUGGUGUGAUUACGAACGUUUCUGUGGAAAACGUUUCGAAAGUUCGGCCCGUGAUCAAGAUGAAAGCUUUUAUUGUGGUCUGCCUGGCUUUGGCCAGUUUCGCCUGUGCGGAAGAACUCCGGUACCCAGGUAACAGCGCAUAUGGUUACCUGGUAAAGUAUGGUAUCCCUGAGGCCGAGAGGAUCAAGGCAGCUGAGGAGAAACUCAGUCAAUCCAGAAUUGUUGGAGGCGUUCCCGCUGGACAAGGACAAUACCCAUACCAGGCUGGUCUUCUCAUCUCUAUCAUCGGUUUCGAUGGAUCCGGUGUUUGCGGUGGUUCCCUCAUCAGCGCUGCCAGGGUUGUGACUGCUGCUCACUGCUGGUUCGAUGGUAUGCACCAAGCAUGGAGGGUCACCGUUGUCCUCGGCUCCACCACUCUCUUCACUGGUGGCACCAGGAUUGAGACCAGUGUGAUGGCCAUGCACCCCAACUGGAGCCCAGCUCUUAUCCGUAAUGACGUCGGUGUACUCUACUUGCCCCAAGCUGUGCAGUUAUCCGCUAACAUCCAACCCAUUGCUAUUGCCACCGGAUCCUCAGACUUCGUUGGUGUAUCAGCUAUCGCAUCUGGUUAUGGUUUGACAAGCUCUGAGGGAAGCAUCAGCGCCAACCAGGUUCUUAGCCACGUUCGCCUGAAUGUCAUCGCUAACAGCGCUUGCAGCUACGCCUUCCCCUUCGUUGUCCAGCCCUCUAACCUCUGCACCAGUGGUAUCGGAGGUGUUGGUACCUGCAGCGGUGACUCUGGUGGUCCUCUUGUUGCUAGCCAGAAUGGACAGGAUGUUUUGAUUGGUAUCACCUCCUUCGGAUCCGCUUUCGGCUGCCAAAUCAACCUGCCAUCAGUCUUCGCUCGUGUUACCUCCUUCGCUAGCUUCAUCAGCCAGCACCAAUAAUUUCUCGAAAAACUUACAAACAAACUUACCAUCUAAAGAAAUAUUACCAUCUUUUUCACGGACGUUUACAUACAACGAAAUAAACAAUAUUUUCAUAUUAAUUAUGUAUUUUAAAUUCCUUCAGUGUAAGGAUUAAAAAUUAAGGCUGACAAACAUUAUAUAGUCGUUCCUGUAAAUAAUAAAAUAAAACGUUUCUAUUUUUUUA